This is a messenger RNA of Funneliformis mosseae, 399 nucleotides long. The record is from the annotation of a GenBank genome assembly. NCBI's taxonomy places the organism in Eukaryota, Fungi, Glomeromycota, Glomeromycetes, Glomerales, Glomeraceae.
AUGCUUGCUGUAGUAUCGUCGAAUAAUAAUCCUAAGGAGACAAAUAAUCCAGUUUGGAAAAAGAAAUUAACUCGAACUCUAAUAAAGUUGUUGACCAAUAAACUAAUGACAAACAAUACCGUGUCAUUAAUGAACGUUUCACCAACGAGGAAUUCAUCUCAUGCAAGUAUUCGUUCAUUAGCUUGUGUAUCAAUAAUAACCUUCAUCGAAGCAUCUAAUUCAUACGCUAAUUAUAAAAUGUAUCGGUCAAUCAGAUAUAUGGACGAAAUUACAAUAUUAGGUACUUCUAAUAAUAGUGCUAUUCAAAUUACCCUUGAUAAUAUAAACAAAGUUGAUAAUUUUGAUAUCAAUGGAAACGAUAUGGAAACUGAUAUGGCCCAACAACAACAAAGUCAAUGA